AUGAAUGAAGAAACACAUUUACUUACUUCAUCAUUUAAUCAACAAGAAGUGGGUAAUGAACACCCAACCCAUCCCCACCCUCAUCCUCAUGCAAAUACAAAACGACUAUUGACAUCAUUACACACAUCGAUGAUAUCUCUUGGUGGAAUUAUUGGUACUGGAUUAUUCAUUGGAGUUAGAAUCACUCUUUUAAAUGGUCCCAUAAUAUCAUUAAUGUCAUAUUUAUAUAUUAGUUUGAUAUGUUUUUAUAUUAUUCAAGCAGUGGGGGAAAUGUCGUGUUAUAUGCCAUUAAAUGGAUCAUUAUGUCAAUUUCAAUUUAUUUAUAUAUCUAAUCCAAUUGGAAUAAUUAAUAAUUUUAUUUAUUGGAUAAGUUGGUCAAUUACAUUAGCUUUAGAAUUGAGUUUAAUUUAUAAUAUGUUGAAAUAUUGGCAAUGGCAAUGGUUAGAUAUUAUAGGUGAAACUUGGAUGAUUUUUAUAAUUUGGACAAUAUUGACAAUUUGUAAUUUAUUCCCAGUUAAUAAUUAUGGGAAUAUUGAAUUUAUAAUCACUAUAUUUAAAAUUUUUUUCAUGAUGGGAUGGAUUGUCAUUAGUAUUAGUUUAAUAAUGAAUAAUGGAUCUGGAUCUGGAUUCAAAUAUUGGAAUAAAGAUUUGAUUUGGGGUAUUGAUUAUAUUAAAGUGAUUGAAAAUCCUGUUGGGUCAAAAUUAAUUAAUAUCUUGUCAUCAUUAAUAUCAUCAUGUUUUACAUUCCAAUCAAUUGAAUCGGUAGCGAUUUGUUCUGGUGAAAUUAUUGAUGUUCAUAAAAAUUUACCACGAGCAAUUAAAUAUGUUGUUCUGAGAAUUGUGAUAUUCUAUAUAUUGACAUUGUUCUUAUUGACUUUAAUGAUUCCAAGUAAUGAUCCACGCUUAGUUUCUAGUGGUGAAGGUGACAACGACAUGUUCUCAUCGCCAUUUUUAAUUGGAUUGAUCAAUAUGGGUAUGAGUUCAAGUUCAUUUUUACUUGGUUUUUUCAAUUUCAUUAUAUUAAUAUCAAUGGUAUCAGCAGCUAAUUCAAAUAUUUAUUUUGGUUCAAGAUGCUUAUUAUCAAUGGUGGAAGAAGGAUAUUUCCCAGUCAUGUUUGGGGAAACUACCAAAAGUGGAGUUCCAUUAAAUGCUAUAUUGUUAACAUCAUCAAUUGGGUUGAUUUCUUUAUUGUCUAAAUUCAAAUCAAUUGAUAUUUUUUAUAAAUUGUUGAUUAAUUUAUCUUCAACUUCAGGGUUGAUCAUGUGGUUAUUUAUUCUGAUAAGUUAUUUACAAUUCAGGAAGGCAUUGGCAUUUAAUUCAAUUGUUUAUGAAAAUUUGGCAUACACGGCGAUACAUAGAUUCCCUAUGAUUAAAUUUAGCUAUAUUACUAUUGUUAGUAUAGUGACAAUUAUUAUUGGUAAUGGUAUCGUUAAUAUUUGGGAAUUUAGUUGGGACCUGUUUAUUAGUUGUUAUUUGACACUGAUUAUAUUGAUAGUUGGUAGUGUUUGGUUGAGUAUGAUUUGGAAACAACCCAUUUUGAAGAAGGUUGAAGAUAUAGAUAUAUUCACCGAUCAAUCGGUACAUGCAUUCAAAUAG
Messenger RNA from Candida dubliniensis CD36, 1596 nucleotides. It is a transcript of the gene LYP1, whose product is annotated as Lyp1p. The record is from RefSeq and is a predicted model, not a curated record. Gene Ontology annotation, molecular function: amino acid transmembrane transporter activity. Gene Ontology annotation, cellular component: membrane. The transcript has a single exon. Bases 1 to 1596 code for a protein of 531 amino acids. NCBI's taxonomy places the organism in Eukaryota, Fungi, Ascomycota, Pichiomycetes, Serinales, Debaryomycetaceae. Gene Ontology annotation, biological process: amino acid transmembrane transport.